Musa acuminata AAA Group (dessert banana) is the source of this 1649-nucleotide messenger RNA. RefSeq names its product protein TIFY 10a-like. Gene Ontology annotation, cellular component: nucleus. Gene Ontology annotation, biological process: response to wounding; regulation of defense response; regulation of jasmonic acid mediated signaling pathway. The record is from RefSeq and is a predicted model, not a curated record. Bases 750 to 1421 code for a protein of 223 amino acids. Lineage: Eukaryota; Viridiplantae; Streptophyta; Magnoliopsida; Zingiberales; Musaceae. The transcript has 9 exons.
ACGUGAAAAAGGCGUCGCCAUUCCGGACAGGGUUUUCGGAGUCGGGCCGGAGGUGAUGGCUGCUGCCGCUGGUGUGUCAGGCUUGACGAUGCUAGGGUUGCAAAAGGAUAUGGGGAGAUCGUGAGAUGUGGGGUGGUGAGGCAAAGGGGAAUUCGGGCUGCCGAUGGGUCCGAAAGGGUCGGGGCGCAAUGUCGUCGUCGGAACAGGAAGGUGUCUUGCUCUCCACCUCUCUUGCGAGCUACCUUGACGGAUUUGUGGUGUUCAGAUUCAGAUGGAGCUGCAAAGAAUAUUCUACCACUCAGUUUGAGCACACAUAGUGGCUCAAGAAACUGGAAGCGAUGCCACAUAUCUGAAAGGCUCCAUGAGACAGAGAAUGAAGUUUCUUGUUGCGGUUUGCUUCGGAUCAGCCAUGUAAAGAAAGCCCCUUUUCUUCAUUCCUUCUGAAAAAAUUGAAAUUUAGGAAGAGAACGGAGUCCUCGUGAAUGAUCAACACAACGCUAACAUGGAGAAGGAUGCUUUCCGUGACAUCUCGAAUCUUUGAUCCAAGAAAUCUCAUGUUUUAGCCGACAUUUAGAAGAAGACGACGAGACAUAAGGCGAUCGGGGAGGCAAGAGAAGCGCUGUCGAGAACCGGUGGCUCGAGCGGAAGAGAGGUGGAGAGGAGAUCGGUGCAUUGGAGCUUGUUCUCGGGAGGCGAAGCGAAGCUUUUUGGAUCGAGCCAUCCGAUAGCCGGUGAGUGGGAAAGAGACGAUGGAGAUGGCGGCGCGGAAGCAGGGGAAGAACAACUUCGCCGUCACCUGUAGCCUCCUCAGCCGUUACAUCAAGGAGAAGGGGAGCGUCGCCGAGUUAGGGAUCGAGAUGGGCCAACGACCCGAAUACGCCGCCAAAGGCAAAUCGCAAGCGUUUCGGCCGCCGCCGACCACCAUGAGCCUGUUGCCGGGAGCGGACGGCGAGAAGGAGGAAGACGUUUCCUCCGCCGGAAACGUCAUGGAGCUGUUUCCACAGCGGGCUGGCUUCGUCCCCUCUCUCGCGGCUGUGGCCGAAGAUGCCAGUGAACAAGAGAGGAACCAACUCACAAUCUUCUAUGGAGGGAAGGUGAUGGUGUUCGAAAAUUUUCCAGCUAAGAAAGCCAAGGAUCUGUUGCAGCUAGCAAGCAAGGGGAGCUCAACUGUGCAGAAAUCUGGCCAUCUAUCAAGAACAGUACAGCCUAAUCUAUCUUACCUUCCUAUCGCUCGAAAUGCGUCGCUCCAGCGAUUCCUCGAGAAGAGAAAAGAUCGGAUCAGUGCGAGAGCACCAUAUCACGUUACUGCCUCUCCUGAAACGGUGAAUCCUGUGAAGCAAGAGAAGAGCGGAUCAUGGCUUGGCUUGGGUCCUCAAUUCUCAUUUCCCAGCCUCAGUCUGAGCUCUGAGCACACCAGAUAGGAUCACCCGUAAGGCUCAGGAAUCUCAGAUGAUGUCAAGUCUUGAUUACUUCUUUUUCUAGAAUACUUCUUCGUGGUACUGUAAAAAAUGUGUUCGAUGUCACUGACGACUUAGGUUUCAGAUUCUUCCUUUUUAACAGACUGUCUCAUAUUGUUGCCUUAUAGGAAUCAAAGGAACAUACAUGUACCUAUUAUCAUGAUAAAUUCAAUACAAAUUUUGUUUGCAGAA